UGUGGAAAGAGCUUUAGUCAGAGUAGCAGCCUUUAUGCACAUCAAAGGAUCCACACAGGAGAAAAAGCACAUAAAUGCUUUGAGUGUGGAAAGAGCUUCAGUCGGAGUGGAAGCCUUUAUAGACAUCAAAGGAUCCACACAGGAGAAAAACCUUAUGAAUGCCUGGAGUGUGGAAAGAGCUUUACUAAUGGUGGACAUCUUCGUAGACAUCAAAUGAUUCACACAGGAGAAAAACCAUUUAAAUGCCCAGAGUGCAGAAAGGGCUUCAGUCGGAGGAGCAGCCUUUAUAGACAUCAAAGAAUCCAUUUGGGAGAAAAACCGUAUGAAUGCCUGGAAUGCGGAAAGAGCUUUAUUAAUGGUGGAAACCUCC
Protobothrops mucrosquamatus (brown spotted pit viper) is the source of this 370-nucleotide messenger RNA. RefSeq names its product zinc finger protein 22-like. The transcript has a single exon. Gene Ontology annotation, biological process: regulation of transcription by RNA polymerase II; central nervous system development. The annotation marks the transcript as partial. Gene Ontology annotation, cellular component: nucleus. NCBI's taxonomy places the organism in Eukaryota, Metazoa, Chordata, Lepidosauria, Squamata, Viperidae. The record is from RefSeq and is a predicted model, not a curated record. Gene Ontology annotation, molecular function: RNA polymerase II cis-regulatory region sequence-specific DNA binding; DNA-binding transcription factor activity, RNA polymerase II-specific.